UGAGAUCUGAUUGGCUACUGCUUUUUGAUUGGCAUGUCUGCAGGGUCACCGUGGCGAUAUUGGUCUGGAGGGAAGGGCAGGACUUCCUGGUCUGCGAGGUGAAGCUGGUCUUCCUGGAGUCCCUGGAGAAAGAGGACCUGAAGGGUUAAAGGGAGAAAUGGGUUUACCAGGAGACAGAGGACCGGCUGGUGUGAAGGGUAUGGAGGGCGCAACGGGGGACCAAGGCCUGAAAGGAGAGCAAGGUGCUAAAGGAGAACCAGGUGAGGUGGGAGAUGCCGGCAUGCUGGGACUGAUAGGAUUUCCAGGACCGAAGGGUCCGGAUGGAGAUCUGGGCUACACUGGUGUUCCUGGACUCAAGGGACCAGCCGGUGUUUUGGGUUUCUCGGGUCCUGUGGGUCCAGUGGGGAUGAUCGGGCCAAUCGGGAAGCCUGGCGUUCAGGGACCUAAAGGAGGACGUGGAGAGAUGGGGCCGCAGGGGCCGCAGGGCAGUCCAGGGCCACAGGGACCUCCAGGUUCUCCAGGCCCAUCGAGACUCUUGAGGCCUGCGGUGGAGCCGCUGCUGGAGCCGGACGCUGAUCUGCAGCUGGAGGGUUUCCAGAACACCGAGCAGCAGAGCGCAGAGAUCCUGCGGACCAUUCAGUAUCUGAGCGGCGUCAUCUCCAGCAUGAAAACACCGCUGGGAACUCGAGAAAACCCAGCGCGAUUCUGCCGAGACCUGCGGGACUGCAAACACACCAGCAGAGACGGUUUGUUCUGGGUUGAUCCGAAUCUGGGCUGCACAUCUGACGCCAUUCAGGUGUUCUGCAACUUCACUGCAGGUGGACAAACCUGCAUAAACCCGGUUACCAGCGAUCAGAUGCUGUAUGGUGUGGGGAAGGUCCAGAUGAAGUUCCUGCAUCUGCUGAGCUCCAGUGUGUCUCAGAGCGUCUCCAUCUGCUCCAGUGAGCCGGCAGUGACGGACACACACUCCACACACGCCCCACACACGCUGCGCCUCCACGGCUGGAACGGUCACGUGUUCCAGGAAAGCUCCAGCGCCGGUCCUGAUGAGAUUCUGCACAACUGUGAGUCCGUCUUCCUCCAGACGCAGCACACUCAGCAGCUCCCCCUCGUGGGCAUCGAAGGUCUCGGAGAACAGCGGCGGGUGGAAGUGGGUCCCGUCUGCUUCCUGUGAACCACUGAAGGACUUCCUGUUGCUGAUCUCAGACCUGCAGAACACAGAGCCUGCGCUGUUGACCUGUGGUCUGCUGUAGUAGCGUAUGGAGCAGUGGAUGUGUUGAUGGUGCUCUACCUCCCUCACGUACAGGUGCUCGCGUUCAGGUGCCGCAGGCAGAAACACACUCUACGCAAAUCCGCCAUGGGGACCGCACAGCGCCGGUUCAGCUCACUACAUCAUCUGUGUCAGAGAGGGAAAUAAUACGCUGGAUUAUAAUGCUGAUAGGGGCGCAGUGGGUAGCACAAUCGCCUCACAGCAGGAAGGUUGCUGGUUCGAGUCCCGGCUGGGUCAGUUAGCUUUUCUGUGUGGAGUUUGCAUGUUCUCCCCGUGUUGGCGUGGG
Messenger RNA from Danio rerio (zebrafish), 1556 nucleotides. NCBI's taxonomy places the organism in Eukaryota, Metazoa, Chordata, Actinopteri, Cypriniformes, Danionidae. The record is from RefSeq and is a predicted model, not a curated record.